AAGAAGGGAGAGAUUUGACUUUGACUGAAACCGUUUGAUAAAAGAAAGAGAAACCUAAACCUAGAUCGACGAAAAGCAUCAUCGCCUAAAAUCGACAAACCUAAACCUAGAUCGACGACAAUAAUGCCGCCGCGGAUUGGAAAUCAUCGGAGGGAAGAAUCUCUUCGUCUGAUGAGGGACACUAAGAAACUUGUGGAGAAAUACGGUGUGUUCGACAUCAAGGGUGGUACGCUCGAGCUAAGGGAAAACAUCUGUGAUGAACGGUUUCCUUGUCCUGGCUUAGUCUUGCUCUACGCUAGGAUGGGCCUUCAUCGUUACAAUUUGCUGCAGGGUACAAAGUUUCAGCUGAGUCGCGUGGAGAAAUACAUACUCUCAAGGCCACCUGGCGUUGUUGCUGGCUCUUACUACAUAACUCUGGAUGCAACGGAUCCAGCUGGUUCGCUUCAAACUUUUCAGACUCAUGUAUCAGAAAAAGGUUAUGGCAGAUUUACUCUCUCUUGCAACAUUGCAAGAAUUCGAGGGGAAACAACCAAUGUCAAAAGACGAUCUCAUCAUAUAGAUCGUGGCUUGCCUGAGUGGCCGGCAGAGAAUCCUUUUGAAAAAUAUAACCUGGUGGAGGAAUCAGACAAUGACUGGAUUCGUCUAUAUAUGGAACUUGCUGUUGCCACAAAGGAUAGGAGUAGGGAAGCUAGUGAUUAUGGUCCCUCCAAGUUGGAGAUUGUGAAGGUCGCAAUGGAUGCGAAUGGUGAGGGACUUAAUGCCCUAAAUGCGACCUUUUACGUAAGGUACAAGGACUUGUACAAGACUCAGUCUGGUAAGGUUUUGGACCGCUUUGCUAUAGUUAGAAGACGCUUCCAUGAGGAUACGGGAAGCUUCAGUCUCGUUGGUUCUCAAGUUACCCGGACUUCAUAAUGAGUUCUCUUCACCUCUAGCUACCCGUGAAGCUGCAGAAGAAUCAAUGGCAGUGGUCGCGGCUCGUUUAAAAGAUGAUGUACUAUUUCUUAAUAUUGCUGUACUAAAGUUGUCUGUGUAGUUAAAACAUGAAACUGCCGUUUUAAUGGUAGAGAAUAGUCUUGACUCUUGACCGGAGAUAUGGUAAGAGAUGAACGGAAGAGAGGUGAUGUUAUCUCUGACGUAGAUUCACAACACUUGUGUUUGUGUCAUGCAUGCGUUUUUCUCAAUUGAUUGUUUCUUUUUGGUAAAGGUUAA
Molecule: messenger RNA, 1209 nt
Organism: Thlaspi arvense
Lineage: Eukaryota; Viridiplantae; Streptophyta; Magnoliopsida; Brassicales; Brassicaceae
Source: the annotation of a GenBank genome assembly